This is a messenger RNA of Aspergillus sclerotioniger CBS 115572, 386 nucleotides long. RefSeq lists its product as uncharacterized. Bases 105 to 329 code for a protein of 74 amino acids. The record is from RefSeq and is a predicted model, not a curated record. The transcript has a single exon. NCBI's taxonomy places the organism in Eukaryota, Fungi, Ascomycota, Eurotiomycetes, Eurotiales, Aspergillaceae.
CUGGAAACUAUCGAAAUCGGUCUGGACUGUCUCCACAACAGCGAACAUUUUCGGUCUAGUGGUUUUUACACGAGCGGGGUGUGAGUUGGGAACAGGUAUGGUACAUGAGGGCCGCGGUUCGAGCCCCUGUGCCAGCAGCUCCCCGUCCAAUCCGUUUGAUGCCGUUAUGCAACCCGAGCGGAACAUGGGAUACUCUUCUUGUUGCUCUUCGUUUCCAUUCUUUCCUCCCUUGCUUCCUCCAGUCUCAAUUGACCACUGUUCAAGGCGGCAAUGCAACCCUUCGUUACCCCUCAGUAACCCCACUUGAUGUCGUGUCACGUCGAUCGUGAUGCCUCCUACAACAUUCAGUAAUGUAGGUCACGUUUCCACCUCUAUAUAAGCCUGUC